Molecule: messenger RNA, 2679 nt
Organism: Colletotrichum karsti
Lineage: Eukaryota; Fungi; Ascomycota; Sordariomycetes; Glomerellales; Glomerellaceae
Product: heterokaryon incompatibility protein
Exons: 1
Coding region: 1-2679 (892 amino acids)
Source: RefSeq, a predicted model, not a curated record
AUGGAGCACACGUCCCCGUCCGCCCGCGGCAGCGGUCCGGCGGCCAAUGGACCACCACCGCCGCCACCGCCACCACCUCCAGCAGCAGCAGCUGCUGCUGGAGCUGCCGCGGGAGGAGGAACAGGAGGAGCUGCGGCGUCGAUAUUACCAGACGAAAUUUCGUCCGCGUCCUCGAUGUCGGACGAGGACGAUGUGAGUCGAUAUAGAUCCCCGACGCCCCCGCCCCAGCGACGGCCGCCGGCGCAACAACGCCAACAGGAUAAAUACUCACCUAUACCACCACCCGCACCCACGCCUUUGUAUUCACAACCGCGGCACAGGGGGAGUAGAGAGCGGGACGUGAAGGCCGAGAGGCUUCGUGAGAGAGAGCUGCGCGAGCGUGAGAGAGACCUUGAGAGGGAUAGAGACAGGGAUAGGGAUUUCCCCAGGGAUCGCGACAGAGACGUCCCGAGAAGUCGAGACAGAGAUCGGGAUAGAGACCGCGACCGGGACCGCGAUCGAGAUAGGGAAAGCCCCCGGGACCGCGACCGGGAUAGAGACAGGGACAGUCCUCCCAGGGAUGUAAAACGGCACAGCGUCGUCGCGGACCCAUCACACCUGCGACGCCAGAGCGUUGUCGCGAACGAGAGCAACCUCCACCACAACGGCUCCAAACGGCAGAGCAUCACGGAGCGGCUCUUGAACACGUGGACGGCGCGCACGGCGAGGGAGCCGACGGGAUCGUCCGGCGUUCCCUCCCGGCGCGCCUCGUCCGCCUCCACGGCGGCCGGCAAAUUUAACCCCGUCGGCCGUGUCCGCGAAUGGCUCGACACCUGCAACGCCGAACAUGGCGACCACUGCACCGGCCCGCCGGGGGAUACGUGGCGCCCGAUAUGGCUCAUCGACUCGGUGAACCGGUGUCUCGUCAGGGCGAGGGCGACGGACCGGUACGUUGCGCUUAGCUACGUCUACGAGCCGCCGCUCCCGAGCUCGAGGGGUCCGGUGGAGACGCUGAGGGAGAACCUGGACGUCUUGACGGCGAGUCUGGACGAUGCGGACAUCCCGCAGACGAUCCUGGACGCCAUGUGGUUGGCGAGAAAGAUGGGUGUUAAGUAUCUGUGGGUCGAUCGGUUCUGCAUCGUGCAGGACGACGACGUGGAGAGGGAGGAGCACAUCAAGAACAUGGCGUACAUAUUUGCGAACGCGUACCUCACGAUCGUGGCCGCGGCCGGGGACGCGGAGAGCGGGUUGACGGGUCUGAUGAGGCGGACGCCGCCGCCCAAGGCGGCCGGGAAGGGGAGGCACGAGGAUCUGAUGCUGGGGUCGAGGUGGGCCGGCCGGGCGUGGACGUUGCAGGAGGGGAUGUAUUCGAGGAGGAAGGUGUUUGUGUUUGAGGAGUCGGUGACGUGGGAGUGCCACUGCGAAGUGUGGCAGGGGGCGCCGGGGGCCGGGGGCAGGUUCAGCAAGAUUCUGAAGGGCGGGAACAAGAACCAGCCGUGUCUGCAGCGGACAUUUCCCGCGGCGACGGGGUUCUUGCACCCCGUGUGGCCGGACAUGGACGAGUACGCAAGGAUCGCGAUGGAUUACAGCGCGAGGCGGGUCACGCUCAUGUCGGACACGACGAGGGCGCUGAGGGGCAUCACGAAUGUGUUAUCCAAGUCCUUCGCGGGUGGCUUCGUCUUCGGCAUGCCGGUGUCCAUGCUCGAUAUCGCCAUGCUGUGGCAACCGAGGGCCAUGGUCAGGAGGAGGAUGAUGGUGCAGCCUGUCACGGGACUCAACCCGCUCCCGAGCUGGAGUUGGCUCGGGUGGCAUUACGACGGCGUGCCCGCGGACAUGACGCUCUGGAGGGCGGCGGCGGACUACGUACAGGAGGCGCCGCCUUCCGGCAGGAGGGCGGAUCGGCGGUUCAGGAGCCCGUACGCGUUCCGGCUGAGGCCGUUGGUGAACUACGAGCUCACGGACCGGGCGACGUACACGCGGCUGCCGAACGACGGGCUGAUGUUCCGGGACCGCAGGAACCGGAGGACGCAGCCCCUGCCGGCGGGGUGGUCGAGGAGCGGCGGCGGCGGGUUCAGGUACGCGGGCGAUCCGGAGGUCUUGUUUCGGUACCCGGUGCCGGUGGGCGAGAUGAUGGGACCGGAGGCGGCCGCGGCGCCGUUGGACUACUCCAUGAGCGCGACGCUGUUGUCGUUCAGCACGACGGUGGCGUAUCUGGAGGUGGACUUCGCGACGGCGAGGAACGGGGCGCCGCCGGAGGGGAAGGCCGCGGCGGCGGCAGCUGCUGCUGCGGGUGCGGCUGCCGGAUCAGGGGUGGCCGGGGCCGGGGCGGCGGGGAUGAUGGGGCCGGGCAGGGGGUACGGGGUGCCGCUCGCGAUCGGGAACAUCUGGUCGCGGAGCGGCAAGUGGUGCGGCAACGUGACGGCGCACGACAGCUGGCUGGGGCUGCAGGGGGCGAACCACACGGGGGAGGAGAAGCUGGAGUUCGUGGCGAUAUCGACGGCGAGCGAGAGGGGCGGGAGCCACGUUUUCGACGCGGAGGCGUUCCGGGACAACAUGGACGAGGACGAGAUCGUGGACUUUGUCAACGUGCUGUGGGUCGAGAGGGUCGGGGGCGUGUGCUACCGGAGGGGUCUGGGGCAUGUUGUACAGCGGGUUUGGGACAGCGUUGCGAGGGACCGGGUUGAUAUACUGCUUGGUUAG